Messenger RNA from Prunus mume (Japanese apricot), 1300 nucleotides. The record is from RefSeq and is a predicted model, not a curated record. Lineage: Eukaryota; Viridiplantae; Streptophyta; Magnoliopsida; Rosales; Rosaceae.
UUCUGACACCUGUGAUAUAUGCAAAGGCCUCAAAUGUGCAAGCAAAAUCUGCAGCAGUUUCCUAUGAGAAAUAGAUAAAGAUGUCAAAGAGCUGGAUCCGCCGUGGCUUCAACAGGGUAGCUCGAAUUGUAGGCAGAGCUGCUGACCCAAAGAAGGAGAACUUUCCUGUGUUAGAAGGCCACCCCGUUGCCCAGCAACAUGCAGAAGUAGCUGUUGAGACCCAUGACACAGUCAGAAAGAAAGACCAAGUGCUGAAGGAGUUCAAGAUCUAUAGAUGGAGCCCUGACCAUCUCAACAACAAGCCCUACCUUCACUCUUACUUUGUGGACCUCUCCAACUGCGGUCCUAUGGUUUUGGAUGCAUUGCAGAAGAUAAAAGCAGAGGAUGAUUCAAGCCUGAGUUAUAGGAGGUCUUGCAGGGAAGGGAUAUGUGGGUCAUGCUCCAUGAACAUUGAUGGGACAAAUACUGUGGCCUGCCUCAGGCCCAUAAAUGCAGACACUUCCAAACCCACUACUAUAACCCCUCUGCCUCACAUGUUUGUGAUCAAAGAUCUGGUUGUUGACCUCACCAAUUUCUACCAGCAGUACAAGUUGAUUGAGCCAUGGCUGAAGACGACGAAGCCACCAAAGGAUGGCCGAGAGUACAGGCAAUCACCCUCAGACAGGAUAAAGCUUGAUGGGCUUUAUGAGUGUAUACUUUGUGCUUGUUGUACUACCUCCUGCCCUUCCUACUGGUGGAAUCCAGAGGAGUUCCUUGGACCAGCGGAUUUGCUCCAUGCUUAUCGAUGGAUUGCCGAUAGCCGGGAUGAGUUCACAGAGCCACGAUUGCAGGCAUUGACAGAUGACCACACGAGGUUAUAUAGAUGCAGGACUAUAAAGAAUUGCACAGCCACUUGCCCCAAAAGCCUCAAUCCUGCGGAUGCCAUUAACAAAAUGAAGACCAGGCACCUCGUCUCAACCAGUCGAAAGGGUUGAGGACCAAGGAUAUGUUGUGUCAGGCAGACAAAUUGGUUGAGAGCUUUUAAACUUGUAUAUCCUGGGCUCAUAGACAUUGGAGAAUAUGGAGAUGCAAGUCCAGUAAAUGUAUGACUCUAUAACUGAAAGGACCAUGUAGUUUGUUUCCAACAAAGAACCAUAUAUAAAAAAAUGGAAGUGCUUCACACAAGAAGUAUUAAUUUGAAAAAAGGUACUGGAGAUUUUUGAAUACGAAUAUUUAGGAAUCAAAAGUGCCACAUAUGUGCAAUAUAGUGGACAGAUUUUUCAACUACUCAACAUCCUAAUCUUGUAUUUUUAAUACAAGC